Molecule: messenger RNA, 6828 nt
Organism: Columba livia (rock pigeon)
Lineage: Eukaryota; Metazoa; Chordata; Aves; Columbiformes; Columbidae
Gene: SNAPC3
Product: small nuclear RNA activating complex polypeptide 3
Exons: 10
Coding region: 4963-6030 (355 amino acids)
Biological process (GO): snRNA transcription by RNA polymerase II; snRNA transcription by RNA polymerase III
Cellular component (GO): snRNA-activating protein complex
Molecular function (GO): bent DNA binding; RNA polymerase III type 3 promoter sequence-specific DNA binding; core promoter sequence-specific DNA binding
Source: RefSeq, a predicted model, not a curated record
CGGAGCCGCGCGGCGGCGUGCGGGCCGGGGCCCGCGGGCGGCUGCCUCACGGUGCUCCGGCCGAGGCGCGGCUGGAACCACCGGCUCUCACCCGCGGGGAUUUGGCACGAAGGGUCGGGCCUCGCUCGGUGCCUGCACCGCCCCGGGCCAGGGACAGUGGGUGCUGCCGCUGAGAUGCUGCACCACUUCAAGCCAGGCGAGGGGUUACCCGGGCAAAAGCACUUCUGAACAGUCCUUUCCCGCCUGUCCCGCCUGGGUUUUUUCUCUCACGGCUAAAUAUGAAGCAGAGAAGGAAAACGUUUUGUUUCUGCAGGGUGUUGUUCCACUGGUGGAGGAAGCUUUAUGUUAUGGCCUUGAACUCAUGAACAAACAGUUAAGCACUUAACAAGUAAAGUAAAUACUUAGCAACAUAUUGCUCACUAGGGAAAACCUAAAGAAUCUGCAUGUGUCCAUGGUUUUAGAAGACCCCAGUUGCAAAAUGAAAGGCAUAUGCUGUUUGGAGAAUGAGGCCUAGGCGUCAUUUAGAUGAUUUCUGGUGACUGACAAAAUUAAUUAACUGUUGAGCUUGUCUGAGUCCUUUGCUGUUUUUGUCAGGGCUGGUGGUGAAGUCAAAGCUGUCCAAGUGCUUUUUUGUGCCGGGGAGAGUGCUGUUUGCCCACACAGCCUAGGUUGCACUAGGGCUGGGAAAGAACAAACAUUCACUUAUUUUGUAGUUGUAACUUCGUUCAUAUUUGUAGACCAGUGAAUUGCAAAGUAAUGUUGAAAGAGGAAGGGAACCAUAUGGGGGUCAAAGCAGCAGGCUCUAACAUACUAAAUCUGGAAGGCUUUCAGGUCACAUGAGUAGUGGGAAUCGUCUCCUGUAGACAAAGGCCUGAUUUCAGGCAGUAAUUCCUGCAGAAGGCAUCACGGUUGAUUAUUUGUCUGUAGCUCAGCAGUAAGGAAGGCAUAGCAGAGUUCUUUUGAUAUCUGUAUAGCUUUGUGCAGGUUCUGUCCUUCAGUUUUUGCUUUCUCAAAGGUGAAGAAGUAUUUAUGAGCUAUUUCAAAUGCAAAAUGGAGAUUGUUCAUUUUCAUGUUCUGAAUAGAAUGAACAUAGUCUCCAAAGUGAUGCAGAAGACAGAAUUCUGUGAAUGUAGGUAGAACUGCACUAUAUAUUGAGCUCUUGGCUUCUCCUUCAGUGCUCUGUGUGCAAGAUACAGUGUUGUUCAUGAGCACGUCCUUCUAAAUGUUUUCAGAGUUAUGCCCCAGAUUACAGGGAUAAUAUGACAGCAAAAACAUAAGCAACAUUAUUUGAGAGAAACUGGAGUUGAUUUGAUAACUGUUGUUUGUUUAAAUGGUGAUGGUGUCUCCAAGGAAGGAGAAAAAUGGGUAGGAACAUUUGUUGCUUUAGUAAAAGGCAAGGAACAAACAGAGAAUAGGAGCUGAGGACCACAGAGUUCGAUGCCUGAGCCAAAAUAUACUUGUGUGAGUGCUGUGUGCAAUGGUGAGAGCUUAGUAAGCCAUUCAGAAAUCCAGAUUUGUGGGGGCAUUUUUGAUCAGUAGGAAAUCAGCACUUACUGAGUUAUGUCUUGCCUUGCCAACAAAGGAGAAAUUUGUCAGGCAUUCUUGCUUUUCGUAAUGCUAGCUUACCUCAAACAACGCUUUAUGUCAGCUGUCAUAGUUCUGGUAACUAGGAUAAUUUUUUGCCAUUACUAGGCUUGGUGAAUAUAGAGGCUGAUGUUAAUAUGAAAAACAGUUCAUGUAUUCUCACGUAGCAGCAACUAUGGGAAUUAUUCUUUAAGCUUUCCCAGGGCAGAUGUAGUCUCUGGUUGCUCCUAUGCAGUGGCUUAUUUUCUGCAGUGAUCCUUUUGCUGGAGCCUGUCACUAAUUUCACUUGAAUUCCAAGCUGUUUUUCUAUGCUUUGUUUAUUUUUCCCUUCAUUCGUUCUGCUGCUGCUUCUUUCAGCUUUCUUCAGUCUAUGACUGCCACAUUUCGACUGCUGUCUGUGUUUACUGGCGUCACAGAGCAGUGCUGUGUGUUUGCCUCUGAGUGUACUAUGGAAAGUGGUGCUGUGUAGGGAAGAGGUUUGCAAAAGAAGAAAGGAGCAGUCAGUCUAUGCAGGCGAGAGAACAGAUCAUCCAGCAGCUGCCUGUUGGCUUUGCAGGAGAAUGAAGAUAAAUCUAUGCAUCCUGGUGUGACCUUUCCCCUGUGCAGGCUGGAAAUCCCAGUCGCUAAUCCCCAUGUGCUUUUGCUUUUAAAUUAAAUAGUCCUAGCCUCUUGAGUCUGCCCUUGAUGGUGGCCAACCUCAAAUCGCUACCUCUGAACACUUUCACUUGCCUGCUCUCAGCUGUUUGUAUUUCUCCCUUGAGAAGAGCUGAAAACACUGGACUGCACCAAGAUGUGUUCUAUGGUGUCUUGGUGUCACAUUUAUUAUUGGUAUAAAUGUAUUUUUCUAGGUGCUGAAGUGAACACAUCUUGAAUGUAAAACUAGAUUUUUCUGACUGUCAACUAUUUAUAGGGAACUUCUGGCAAGUUAAGGAGGUUUUCUCUAGGUAGAAGAGAGAUGGGAAGAUGUAGAUAGUCCUCCUAUAUCUAUUCUUAAAAUAGUAAUAGGUUAAGACAACCUUUCAUGGACUCAGGAUGAAGUUUUUAAAUAUUAAUGGUUAAAUCUUUUUCUAGACUAUAGUGACAUAGUGUAUAAGUAUUCUUGAUGAUCUACAGUCUUCUGGUGAGGAGAAAUGGCAUAAUGUUUAAAUGCUGUUUAAUUCUUUGUGCGUCUCAGUGUAGUGUUGUUGAUGGUUGGUGAGAGGUUUUUUUUCUGCAAACAGAAUACAGGAAAAAAGAAUCCCAUCGUCACUUACUUGGAUUUUACUCAGUAAGAAUGCUUUGCAUACUGCUGAAGUUGUAUGCAGACAAUCAUUAUAGAGAUCACUUGGGUUUUCAUCAGAUUUUAAACAGGUGUAAGGUUUACACCUUAGCCAGGAGAUUACAUCAGUAGUUCUCUUAAAUAACCACGGUGUUGAGAGGGUAAAGUUUUAAGGUUUGUUCAAAUGCCUUAGUGGUGAGCAAAGAGGUUUACCUUGGGAUUCAUUAUUGGUGUCUUCAGUGAUUGAGAUGUGGUAAGUUAUGUUACCCUCUUGCCUUCAGAGUGAUUUGUUGUGUGCAUGUAGAACAGGCUAAGACUUGAGUCAAUGUGAAUUUUACAUAAGUAAAGGGAGGUGAGGCUUACAGGUGCAUUAUUCCACUUCAGCCCUAAUUCACCUUCUUGGUUUAUUAGAAGGGGUAGGUGUUAAUAUCUCUAGGGACGUGUUAUAAAGCUGCAUUAAGCUAGCAUUAGCGUCUUAACGUAUUAGUAUUUAGCGUCUUGUAGUAUUAGUGUCUCAAAGGUGAUGAAAGUACUGCCCUUAAAAUAUAUGCUAUGUAAAGGGGCAUAUAAACACUGUAUCAUCUUCCUAUGAAAAUAUCAGGCAAAAUAGUAAAGCAUCUUCUAAUUUUUGCAACUGAGAAAGCUCACUAUGCUGUCAGAAUGUUUUGAGGAAAGUAAAAUCAUGGUUAGUAAAGUUUUCACUGAUAGACUACUUCCAUAGACUUGCCUUUGGCCUUUUUUUUUCUAGCCACCUUAAAAUAUCUUGCCUGGGGAUAUGAAUUUCAUAUAACACUUGUUGUUCCUUGUCGUUCUCCUACAGUUCAUAUCAGCAUGCAUUAAACAGUAUGGCCAGUGUUUCCCUCUCUACCAUAACUGAGUGUACUGAGUGUAUUUGUCUUGCAUGCGGGGAGUGUUCUGUGUGGGGACACAGUGUGAUCCCAUGCUUGUAGCUGUCAGGAGUGAGGUGUGCCUGGUGCAGACUUUGUAUUGCCUGCACUUUCAUCUGUUAGGUGUAUGACAUUGACUACUUAAUCUUAAUUUCUUGAGGGAUUAGCAUAUACUUUCCAUUUGUAAAGCCUGAUUUUCUCAGGACCAUGGACCACAUAUUAGUGAUGUGGUUUGGCUGGCUGAAGUGAAGUUAUGCAGGAGGAGCUCCAGCAUGGCCUCUGUAAAAAGGCCAUAUAGCAAGGCUUUUCAAGGCUUCAGUGCAUGUGAUACAAUGACAUAGGUAAUUAAUUUUUAUACUGAUUCAAAAUACUGAAAAAGGUGCUCUGUGUGUAGUAAUCCUUUAGAAACUGAGGUUUCUGACUUUUCAGGAGUGAGAAAUGGCAGUAUCUGGGCUUACAAGGGUCCACAGAACUUGUUGGAUUCAGUGGCAGUUUCUGUUUCUACUGGUUACCUUUCUGACCUGCAACGAAAAAGGGGAAGCAGCUUACAUGCCAGCUAUUUUACACCAUGUCUGCUUGGAGCUCCUUUCUGGGGAACGUUAAGUUUUUCUUCCUGCAGCAGGUGAUUAGUGGGUAUGGUGUGAAUACCACAGCCAAAGAUCCCUGGCUGUGGGAGGGAAAGAAAACACAAGUGGUGUUGGUGAGAUCUGACAUCAUAUGUAUGCGUAGAAGGGAAAUGUGAAACUGUCACCUUUGAUGCAAGAUGAAACUUCACAGUAGUAGGUAAUAUACAUUUUCAAAUCCUGCAGAUAACCUAUGUGGUGUCUAAAGAGCAAAAUACGCAGUAAUUUCUUCAAAAUGGCAGGUCUUCAAGUGAUAUGGGGCUUUUUGGUGAAUGUAGUCACUGGUCCGUGUGCAGGAAGAUGUAGAUAAAUAGUCUGUUCAUGCUGGUAGCAUGUCAGUUCCACAGAAGGGUCAAUUGUCAGUUGCUUUGACUGUCAGUGGCUAUACAUUAGUUUAUUAGGUAGACUGUUCAUAAUACUAAUCUAGCCUGAAGGGAGAACAACCCCAUCUGAAAGGCUAAUGUUUGCUCUGUGUUUUUCAAAGUGCUGUUCUACUCCUUUAAGUUAAAUUACUACACACAGCAGUGGUUCAGUCUGCACUUGAUAAAGACUCACGCAGUUGUCUCUGCAUCCACUUCAGCAAGUGGGAAUCUAAGGCAUUGGCGUGUUAAUGUCUUCAGAUAAAGAAGAGGACCCAGAUGUUAUUCCUGAAGAUAGCAGUCUGCUAACUCUUCAGUACGUCGUUAUGGUGCACUCACAGCACCCUGAACCGGAGUGGGGAGGGAGAAUUAGAAAAAAGGCAUUAGAGAAGAGAGAAGAAACAAUUAUUGUGGAUCGGGCUUGCAGACAAGAAACUCUUGCCUAUGAGAUGGAGUCCCAUGCAAUUGGAAAGAGGCCAGACAAUCCAACAGAUCAGGUUGAGGAGGGAGAACUACUUUUAACUCUGAACAUCUUUUAUCCUGUCAUAUUUCAGAAGCAUAAAGAUCACAAACCCUACCAGACAGUACUUGUACUGGGCAGCCAGAAGCUCACCGAGCUGAGAGACUCAAUUUCGUGUGUCAGUGACCUCCAGAUAGGUGGUGAGUUCAGCAGUCAGCCAGAUCAAGCACCAGAGCACAUCAGCAAGAUACAGAUAUGCUUAACAAGGAUUCUGGAUCUUUUACGUUCUAACUGCUACUAUUGGGAUUCCUUGAAGAAACAUGAUAGGGCAUCAUCCCUCCUUGCACACUUAAAGGAUCUCUACAAAUCUGCUUUCUUUUAUUUUGAAGGCAUCUUUUAUAAUGAUAGAAGAUACCCAGAGUGCAGAGAUCUGAGCAGAACAGUUAUUGAGUGGUCACAAUCUCAUGAUAGAGGCUAUGGAAAUCUUCAGUCUGUUAAAAUGGAGGAUUACACAUUUAAUGAUUUGUCUCUCAAAAUUGGCUUUCCAUACCUUUUCUGCCACCAAGGGAAUUGUGAGCACAUCAUUAUAAUCACAGAUAUAAGGCUCAUUCAUCAUGAUGACUGCCUGGACAAGAACCUUUAUCCCGUGCUAAUUAAGAAACACUGGUUAUGUACCAGAAAAUGCUUUGUGUGCAAAAUGUAUACAGCCAGGUGGGUAACCAACGAAGACAGUCUGGCACCAGAGGAUCCUUGUUUCUUCUGUGACGUUUGUUUUCGGAUGCUCCAUUAUGAUGCAGAAGGCAAUAAACUGGGGGACUUUCUUGCAUAUCCUUAUGUGGAUCCUGGGAUUUUCAACUGAAACUGGCAUGAGGCAGCAUGACUUCAGUGAACUACAGUGGUGAAUCUGGUUGUUCUGGCAGUUAAAACCACCAAACAGUUUAAGUUUUGAGCACACUGCUGGGUUUGGGGUUAGGCUUUUAAUCCUUCCCCCUGAGGUGGAAAGAGUCCCUUGCACUUGAAGACUUUCCGGUGUGCUUUUCUGAGUAAGUGUGAUUUUAAAAGAUAGGUUAGCACGGAAAAAUAAGCUCAGACCAUGUGCUUUAUUUUAAUAAAUUACAUUUUUCAUACAUUUUUACAACAAUACAGUACUUGGGAGACUAUAGGCUCUAAAAUACAUGGAUGUUUAAAGAGAGAGUACCUUGCAAAAGCAGCCGUGAUUUUGAGAAGUUCUGUGCACCCAAGGCUCUGUUAACCUCAAAGGAUGAGAAUGUGGUCUUUGGGCAUCUUACCUUGAAAACUUUGGCAGUUCUCUCUGAACAAGAGUGCCUAGGCCUGAAUUUGUGGGGAGGAGGAGAGGAAGCUAUUUGUUCUGGGAGGGGACCUCAUAGUACUUCUUAAAUUCUGAGGUCUUCCCUGCCAACAGGGGGCUGCUCGGGUGUGUGAGCUACUGCUGUCUUUGUGUUCUGACUCAGAAGACUGAUUCCUUGAAGAGUACACUGCAUUUCACCGAUCACUGAGUUGUGGCCUACCUUUCAAAUAACUUCAUUAACUGUUUACCGUGCGUGCACUUGUAAGUGUUCAUAAAGCUUGGUUUUUUUUGGUGUAAUUCUGUUAUUGUAAGUAUUAUUGUUUUUUAUUAAAACAUGACCGAUUUAUA